GUGGUGGUGGUUGUUGUUGUUGUUGUUGUCGUCGGCAAAAUGGCGUCUGGUGGAGAGGCCCCGGAGUCAUGGUACCUCGCACUGCUCGGUUUCGCGGAGCACUUCCGCACCUCGAGCCCCCCAAAGAUCCGUCUUUGCGUCCACUGUCUCCAGGCGGUCUUUCAGUUUAAGCCGCCGCAGAGGGUAGAGGCGCGGACGCAUCUGCAGCUGGGAUCGGUCCUCUACCACCACACCAAGAACAGCGAACUCGCCCGCAGCCACCUGGAAAAGGCGGUGAGGAACAAUUGUCACGUCCCUCAGUUUGAAGAUGUUAAGUUUGAAGCUGCCAGUCUUCUAUCAGAACUCUAUUGCCAGCAGAACUUGGUGGAUUCGGCGAAGCCACUGCUGCGGAAGGCGAUCCAGAUCUCCCAGCAGACCCCAUACUGGCACUGUAGGCUGCUGUUCCAGCUGGCUCAACUGCACACGCUGGAGAAGGACCUGGUUUCGGCGUGUGACCUUCUCGGGGUGGGGGCGGAGUACGCCAGGGUGGUGGGCUCAGAGUACACCCGGGCGCUGUUUCUCCUGAGUAAAGGGAUGCUGCUGCUGAUGGAGCGGAAGCUGCAGGAGGUGCACCCGCUGCUCACGCUGUGCGGGCAGAUCGUGGAGAACUGGCAGGGAAACCCCAUACAGAAGGAGUCCCUGCGCGUCUUCUUCCUGGUGCUGCAGGUCACGCACUACCUGGACGCCGGGCAGGUGAAGAGCGUGAAGCCGUGUUUAAAGCAGUUGCAGCAGUGCAUUCAGACCAUCUCCACACUCCACGACGACGAGAUCCUCCCUAGCAACCCAGCCGACCUCUUCCAUUGGCUGCCCAAGGAGCACAUGUGUGUGCUGGUGUACCUGGUGACGGUCAUGCACUCCAUGCAAGCCGGCUACCUGGAGAAGGCGCAGAAGUACACGGACAAGGCCCUCAUGCAGCUGGAGAAGCUGAAGAUGCUGGACUGCAGCGCCAUCCUCUCCUCCUUCCAGGUCAUCCUGCUGGAGCACAUCAUCAUGUGCCGCCUGGUCACCGGACACAAGGCCACCGCCCUGCAGGAGAUCUCCCAGGUGUGCCAGCUGUGCCAGCAGUCGCCCAGGUUAUUCUCCAAUCACGCCGCCCAGCUGCACACUCUACUAGGUCUGUACUGCAUCUCGGUAAACUGCAUGGACAAUGCUGAGGCCCAGUUCACCACCGCCCUGAGGCUGACCACCCAUCAGGAGCUGUGGACGUUCAUCGUGACCAAUCUGGCCAGCGUCUACAUCAGAGAGGGCAACCGACACCAAGAACUCUACAGCCUCCUGGAGAGGAUAAAUCCAGACCACAACUUUCCUGUCAGCUCCCACUGUCUGCGGGCGGCGGCCUUCUACAUCCGCGGCCUCCUAUCCUUCUUCCAAGGGCGCUACAACGAGGCCAAGAGGUUCCUGCGUGAGACCCUGAAGAUGUCCAACGCGGAGGACCUGAAUCGACUGACCGCCUGCUCCCUGGUCCUGCUCGGACACAUAUUCUACGUGCUGGGGAACCACAGGGAGAGCAACAACAUGGUGGUCCCGGCCAUGCAGCUGGCCAGCAAGAUCCCCGACAUGUCUGUGCAGCUGUGGUCCUCUGCCCUGCUCAAAGACCUGAACAAGGCCUGUGGGAACACCAUGGACGCUCACGAGGCAGCCCAGAUGCACCAGAACUUCUCCCAGCAGCUCCUGCAGGACCACAUCGCCGCCUGCAGCCUCCCCGAACACAACCUCAUCAGCUGGACGGACGGCCCUCCCCCAGUGCAGUUCCAGGCCCAGAACGGCCCCACCACCAGCCUGGCCAGCCUGCUGUGAGACGGGGGCCCCUCACCGGCACCAACACUGUGACCCCCCCCCCCCCCCCAGGGCACCCCCCCACCCCUCAGGGGCCCCACGCCCAGGACCCUCAGCACAGACAACCGCUACUCUGUACAUAAUGCCUUACGCUUCCUUCUUGUACGAGGGCCCGGGGGGGGGGCAGGGGGGCGGUUACAGAGGGAGGGGGCAGGGUGGCAACGUAGGGGUGAGGGUCAUUUUCAUUUCAGUAAUUCAGUCCCAUUUUUUGGAAAUCAACUGAAACCGGAUUCACGAAUUGAAAAAUUUGUACUAAAAUUUGUCAUUAGAACACGAAUCGGCGUUUUUCACUUCAUGAGUUAAAUUUUAAAUUUAAUUUUCGGAAUUGACUCUGACUGAAAUGGAAUUGCCUCCCAGCCCCCCCCUCACCCCUCUCCAGGUUCAGGGGGUGGGGGUCUCACACAGUCACAGGCCAGUGCAACGAGAGAGGGUGUGUGUGUGUGCAUGUCUGUGUGUGUGUGUGCGUACGCGCAUGUGUGUGUGUGUAUGUGUGCAUACACGCAUGUGUGUGUGCGCGUGUGUGUGCAUGUCUGUGUGUGUGUGUGUGUGUGUGUGUGUAUGUGUGCGUAAACGCACAUGUGUGGUGUGGGGGUGUGUGUGUGUGUAUGUGCAUGUGUGUGCACGUGUGUGUGUGUGUGUGCGUACGCGCAUGUGUGCGUGCAUAUGUGAGUGUUGUGCGUACGUGCAAGUGAGUGUGUGUGAAAGCUGUAUUUCCUGCUGCCAUAACAGUUUCCGCCACCAUUGCUGCUGUCACACCCCCCAACACCCCCCCCCCCACACACACACACACACACACACAGGACUGGGGCAGUUCUCCCACCCCCCUGCCCUGUGUCUGUAUAAUGGUCGCCACAGUUACCCUUCAGUUCCCCAAACCUGGCUGUACAUAUUUAGCGGUCAGAUUUAGGGAGGUGUGGGACCCAGACAGGUAUAAGGCCCCCUGUCCUGGUCCCUCCGCACACCAUAAACAGCCUCACGUACCUAAUUUAUUUAUCCUGACCUUGUUUUCUAACUUCAUCAUGUGGGAAGGCAUUUUAGAUCUGGGUUCACUGACUAGUUUUUUUUUUUCCUUCGGUCUGACGCACGGAAAUGACACAUUUCACUAAAUUAUAUUUCUCUUUUGUACGCUCAGUGUUUUAACAGCACCGCCGGUUAUUUUGGGAAAGAUUUAAGCAAACCUAUUGUAGCAGAACUUGUAAAUAAGAUUAGUAGAGAAAAGGGGUGAGUCAGCUGGAUGCCCUGGCGCAGGUCAGGCGGUAAACCCACAGGGUGCGAGACAUAACGUUCCUCGGACGAUCCAGUGCAAGAUUUUAGACGCGGUAAAAAUGAAAUGUCUGUUUCCUUUUUCCUGUUUUAUAUUUAUAUGGGUUUAACCGUUUAGCAGUUUUUAAUGCCAAACCGUCUGUUCACCCCAUUCACCAAAUGCAGUUCCUUGUAUGACCAGCAGUGGUCACUGUUGGGCAUUUGAAGAGCUGGUCCGUGUGACCAUGAAAAGCCUUUUUUUUGUAAUAUUCUACGUAACUUUGUAACUAAUGGUAGGCAUUUUUGACUCCUAUCAAGUCUGUAAUAAACUUUUCCAGAAUAUCAUAACUAUCUUCAUUUUGUCAUAAUUUUAUCUGAAACAUUGUAUUUUUUGUAUUAUGUGGUAUAAUGCAGGUUCCUAUUUUAUUAGCUGUACAGAUCGUGUUUGAGCAAUAUUUUUGUUUCUAAAGAUAUACACUUUUUUGUUGCUUGAUUCUGAAGUUUGAACAAAGGAGUUCAAAAUGUACAUGUAAAGUGAAUAUUUGUAUACCACAGUUAACAAUAUUAUAUUAAUCAUUUUUCAUUUGCAAAUACUUCAGAAAGUUUAGUUUGUAUAAAUAUUGGGGGGGGAGGGGGGACAUUGAAAAUGUUGUGUACCAUUUUAGUUUUUCUUCCUACUUAGAGCAUUUGUUGUAUAGUGACAUUUACUAUGAUGAAGUAAUGAAACAGUUAAAUGUCAGGUAUGUAAUGUUUAUUUGACGGUCACACGUAGACAAAUAAUAGAGUUGUGAAUGCCACAACUCUGUGUUUAUAUUGAAAGUUUGCAUUACACAAGAAUACAGAAAUGUGGCCCAGCGCCUGUCUUUUUAAAUGCUGGCAUCUCAGUUCUUUUUUUCCGCAAAAUAUCAGAAUUUUCAAAUAAACGUUGAGAAGAAACAA
Anguilla rostrata (American eel) is the source of this 4056-nucleotide messenger RNA. RefSeq names its product MAU2 chromatid cohesion factor homolog. Gene Ontology annotation, cellular component: chromatin; SMC loading complex. The transcript has 18 exons. The record is from RefSeq and is a predicted model, not a curated record. The coding region runs from base 40 to 1836 and encodes 598 amino acids. Gene Ontology annotation, molecular function: protein binding; double-stranded DNA binding. Lineage: Eukaryota; Metazoa; Chordata; Actinopteri; Anguilliformes; Anguillidae. Gene Ontology annotation, biological process: mitotic sister chromatid cohesion; maintenance of mitotic sister chromatid cohesion.